This is a messenger RNA of Penicillium macrosclerotiorum, 1395 nucleotides long. RefSeq lists its product as uncharacterized. Lineage: Eukaryota; Fungi; Ascomycota; Eurotiomycetes; Eurotiales; Aspergillaceae. Gene Ontology annotation, molecular function: transmembrane transporter activity. The coding region runs from base 1 to 1395 and encodes 464 amino acids. Gene Ontology annotation, biological process: transmembrane transport. The transcript has a single exon. Gene Ontology annotation, cellular component: membrane. The record is from RefSeq and is a predicted model, not a curated record.
AUGUGUUUCGUAAUCGUCACCAGUUUCUUUGCGAUUCCUGAUCUGAACGCCACUCUCGCCUUAAUCUGCCACCAACAGUUUCCGGCCAGCCUAGCUCAUUCAAACAGAGGCUCCUCUCCACCGGACCUUCUGGACGAGCUCUCACAAUGCCUGGGCAACGAACAUGCCCAAUCUGCUUUAGCAAGGUUCCUGAUAUAUGGCCAAGUCAUCGCAGGCUUUCUAAGUGCCAUCUCAUGUCCAAUUCUGGGCUCUUUAUCUGAUUCGCUUGGACGCAAGCCCAUCCUUGCUUGUAGCGCCUUCGGCCUCGCCCUCUAUGACAGUGUUAUACUUCUGGUGCUGCGGCAUCCAGAUUCGAUAGAUUACCACUGGCUCUUAGUUGGUAGUGCCAUUGAGGGCCUCACUGGCUCAAUCAUCAUUGCUCUGCCCACUUCCCAGGCAUACAUCGUGGAUCUCACCAACUCGCAAGACCGAGCGUCACCAUUUAGCUACCUCCAAGCCGCACUUGCCGUCUCUCAUGCUGUAGGACCAAUCAUUUCUGCGAUUCUAAUCAAGGCAUUCAAGUCUCUCGUGGCUGUUUACGCUAUCGGAUUAUAUGCCCACUUAUCGCUCGGCAUGGUCUUCCUCUGUGUCUUGCCAGAAUCCCGCUCUCGACCCUCAGGCACGCAUAAAGACGAUGAUUUUAAUGGUGAGCAAUUGACACGCGAGCCAGAGUCGCUUAAAAGCUCAGCUUAUGCGGCCCUCCCAUCUUUCAAAUCCCUUUGGGAAACGAGUGCACCUCAGCGCCGCAACAUAAUAAUUUUGGCUGUUCUGGAGGUCACCGUGUUUAGCAUCGGGCUGGGAACAUAUCAACUACAGUUGGCAUACCCGGCUUAUCUAUUCCACUGGCAGCCUGAAGGCCAGAGCUUGUUUAUGGCCUUGAUAAACUCGUGGAGCAUCCUUGUCCUAGUUCUUAUAUUCCCACUCGCGAUGACCAUGGUUCGGAACAGGGCGAGCUGCCUACCCGGUCCCAAAUCGCCGAGCGUCUUUAAUGUGGGCGAAAUAAGUGCUAUUCAACUGCUUUUACUUUUGCAAGGAGUUGGGUAUCUUGCGAUUGUGCUUUCUCAGCAUCAAGUAUUAUUCAUUUCCUCGUCAUUGAUUGUUGCAUCGGCUGCCCCUGCUCUUCCUCUUCUAACAUCUUGUUUAACGGCGCACGUACCAAGUGACCACACUGGUCAACUGCUCGGAGCUUUGAGCUUUUUACAUGCUAUUGCGCGUAUUAUUAUCCCGGCUUCUUUGAAUGCUUUAUAUAGCUCAACAAUCGGCUGGUUUCCGCAGGCGUUAUUCGUGGUGCUGGCAACUGUUUUCGGGGGUUUAUUCCUUGCCAGCAUCUGCAUUCAGAGAAACAGAGGCAUUUGA